Molecule: messenger RNA, 1014 nt
Organism: Daphnia magna
Lineage: Eukaryota; Metazoa; Arthropoda; Branchiopoda; Diplostraca; Daphniidae
Exons: 3
Coding region: 26-838 (270 amino acids)
Molecular function (GO): protein binding
Source: RefSeq, a predicted model, not a curated record
ACGAAUAAGACCUCAAUAAGAAAUUAUGGCUCACUUCUCGGCAACGCAUUUAGGCCUUUUGGUGAUGGCCUUUUGGACGACAUGCGCCAUGGCUGGCCUUCCUUUAGAGGGACAACUGCAACAACUAAAGAGCAAUCUUGAAGCUCUGCAAUCGCACGUAAUUCAACUUGAAGCUCAAGUGACUUCACUGCUGAGAGGCAGCCAAACCACGGCAAAAGAAAUUCUCAUAUCUACCGAUGCGGCAGUGAGACAGACGCCGAGCGGAAUGCCAAGAUCCUGCGCGGAUCUGAAGGACAGAGGUCACACCCUAAACGGAAUAUAUUCCAUCAUGGGAGCGAAAUCGGUAGAAACGGUUUACUGCGACUUUAGUCUUUCAACGACAGAUCCAGGAUUUCAGAAGUGGAUCGGAUUUGCAGACGUCAAGUCAUCGCCAACGUAUUUCUACGUCCAACUGGACAGCCACUUUAACCAAACGUACGUUCCGAUUCCAUUCCGAUUCGAGAGAUUGAACGUGGGAGGCGGUUACAAUAAGACGACUGGCAAAUUCACGGCGCCAUCUGCAGGCAAAUAUUUUUUCUCUUUCACCGGAAUGGCCUACUUUCCGGCCGGAUCCACAUCCAGACUUUAUUGCGGUAUCUUCAUGUACAUGAACGGUUAUCCCAUUUCAUCUGCGUUCGCUGACGAGAUCGCCAAUGGCGAACAAUUCGAAACAUUUUCGAUGCAAUCGACGCUGCGAUUGGCCAAAGGAGACCAGAUCUGGAUAAAAGCAUACAACAUACCAAAAAAUGGAUACCUAUGGAGAAUCUACAAUUUCAUACACAAAUGGAACUUUGUGUAACUCUGUUUAACUAAAAAACCAUGCAGAUUUGCAACGAAAGAAAUCGGGAAAUGCCAGACUCACCAGUGAUGUCUUAAUGGCCCGCAUUUCUGUUGUGAAUGUCGACUUGUAGACAAGAACACCACAAUGCACAAACAUAACUAUCACAUAUAAUAGAAAAAUUACAUAAGUAAUAG